GCAGAAUAGGGUGCGUGCUCUUUGUUAUUGAACGCCAUUUCCUGUCGUUUUAAAGCGUGUUUCGUUCUAACAAGGUAGAUAUAAAGAUUUACAAGACGUUUGCCUGUCUGCUCAUACUGUUUUGUGAUAAGAAAAUGGCAGCAGAAAGCAGGAGCCUCGAGGAAUACCCGUACGAAAUAGACGAACAGCUGACUACUUUCGACUCCUCCGUUAAUGCGGUGAAAACCAUGCUGGAGAAACUGAUGUCCAUGUCCAGGAAUGAUCAGCUGGAAAAGCUUGAUCCUUUGGACCAAGCCAAGUUGGAUUUGAUGUCUGUCUACACUCUGAAUUCAUUAUUCUGGAUGUACUUGGUGACUCAAGGAAUAAACCCAAGAGAACAUGGGAUCAAACAGGAGCUGGAACGAAUAAGGACUUACAUGAACAGAGUCAAAGAGAUCACUGACAAAAAGAAAGCUGCUCGUCUGGAUAAAGGAGCUGCUUCACGCUUUCUCAGGAACGCGCUUUUUGAUCCGGAGAGCAAACAACCGAAAAAGGCUGCUUCUAAGAAACCGGCCGACGCAACUUCUGACAUCUCAAACGCAAAACGCCCAAAACAGAGCUGAACUUUAGGAUUUGCUCAGCAGACACUGAUAUUUGGACUAAAAGGCAUUUUGAUGGCAGUUUUUUUUUUGUUUCUUAACCAGUUGGUGUUGAAGAAAUCAACAUUGUAACAAUCUUCUCUUGUUCACUGGGAGACAAAAAGAACUUUUCUCUCCUGGAGACAUCAUCUGUGAUUGUGUUGCAUCUCUGACAGCAAGUGGUCAAGAUUCACAUCAGCUUAUCUUGAUAUUGAAACAUGACUUUAUUCAAAAAUAUUUUUUUAAUUUGAAAAUUAUUCAAUAAAUCAAAAGUUGUGUUUUUGCUGAGUUUGUAUAUUUUAUUGGCCAACAAGUUUUAGUUUAUUUGAAUUUUUUUUAGCAUUUAAGCCAAAAACUGCAUCAAAAAGUUGCUUAUUGAUAUUUCAGCUGAAAGUUGUCUUACGCCACUCAUUUUUUAUAGACUAUAUUUUCAAAUGUAACAUCAGGUGCAGCACAUUUGUAAAAGAAUAAAAUAUGCUGACUGAAA
This is a messenger RNA of Nothobranchius furzeri (turquoise killifish), 1104 nucleotides long. It is a transcript of the gene c1d, whose product is annotated as C1D nuclear receptor corepressor. Gene Ontology annotation, cellular component: nucleolus; exosome (RNase complex). NCBI's taxonomy places the organism in Eukaryota, Metazoa, Chordata, Actinopteri, Cyprinodontiformes, Nothobranchiidae. Gene Ontology annotation, biological process: regulation of gene expression; maturation of 5.8S rRNA. The record is from RefSeq and is a predicted model, not a curated record. Gene Ontology annotation, molecular function: RNA binding; DNA binding.